CAAAACUGUCGCCUCCAAGCUCAAACUUCUGAAGUGAUUCAACAUCUCCGUUCUUUCGUUCUCCUACAAGGAUGAUACAUCGUUGAGUAAAUCGGACUGGAACUGUGUCACGAACAUCGCGAAGAAAUACGAUGAGAAAUAUAACUGAAUUGCGCAACGAACGGAUUUCCAUUACGAACGGAUUAGAGUUAUAUCAGGUGCAAUGAAUAAUGCAAAGGUCAACUUCUACUAGACGCGGAGAGGAAUAUACAUAUUUUAAAGGAAAGGGAAAUGAAAAUGCAAUAAUUUACUUUAAUUAAUAUGCCUCAUAAAUAUGGAUAAAAUGAUAACGGAAGUUCACCCCGGUACUAAUUACAACAAGACUUUACUGAUUUUCCAACGAAGUACUUUCAUAAUCAGUGAUGGAAACCUCAGGCUGUCGAUGAAAAAUAAAAAAUACUAAUCUCCGACCUGGUCAUACAUAUCUUAUGCUUUCUACAAAACGAGAAGAUACUUCUUUUCUACCAUUUACAUAACAAAGAAGCCGAAAAAAUUUAAACGAAGGUCAUCGUACGUCCGUUUCAUCCCGUUAGACUUCGUCAUCGAGCAAGACGUACUUUCAUUCUCGUUUAUCCUGAAGAAUGUCCCUGAAAUCGAAUCCACGAUAGAGAAGCCUGUUCGAGGGAGCUCUGCGGUUAUGUUACACGAACAAGAUUCCCUACUGCAAUCGCUCACGGUUCAAAGAUUUCGAAUUCCUUACAGAGAAUUUCCAAGCCAGUUGGUGUAACAAGUUUGAUCUUGAAGAGAAACGUGGUUACGUUAUUUAUCAGGUAACGACAACAUUUCUUUCUAAAUUCAUUUUCUACUUCAUUUUCAACGGAGUGCAUCGCCCUAAGGCCAGCGCCUACAUCGAUCGUCUGUCGAGCAGAAUUCUAUUCUACUCGAUGUCAAAAGGAGCGCCCUUUUAGAGAUGCCGUUCACCUUUACCGUUACAGGUAAAGGGCAUUGCACGGUUCCUCGAAAUGCAGGGAACGUCAACGCGUGAGAAGCACUCGCAACAGGAUGCAGAAGAAGAACCGUUGUAAUCUCUUCGUGUCUCUCGACUCCUAGAGAUUACGUGAUCUCUUGGAAACAGGGUCCACCGUUGUCCCGAAUCUCCAUAUAAAAGCAACCUUUCGGCUCUUUCCUCGUGCAAUUACAUACACAUGACUUUCCAUAAAAGGUUCACUUGAUUUCAUUUUAAAGUGAGAUCAAGAUGACUCACGGUGGUACCUUCAACAUCUUAUGUCCGGUUGAUUAUGACAGUGGAAUGUAUUAUAUUACGUCGAUUUUGUAACUCGGAAUUACGUAACGGGUUAGCCAGUUACCGAUCUACGCGUGUAGAGUCAAAUAUUUAGUUAGACGAAGGUUCCUAUUUUAACUUAAAUGAUGAUCGAAUCAUCCUGUGCCGGUUAUGUAACAGGUACUUCACCCUAACGGUUGCUGGUUAAGUCCCAUUUCUGAAUACUUUUACCGAAUACCUACAUUUAGAUGUAUAUUCAAUGCUUUUUAAAUAUUUCAGGUGCUACUACCUUUUCUUAACUUUUAAAAAUCUUGCUCUAGAAACCCAUAAAUCUUCAUUUAUAUCUUUAAUGGAUAUAUCUGUUACAACUGUGAAUUCUUCGGACCAUGAGAGUGUAAAUCAUUUGAUUUAUAAACUACUAGGUGUGGCUUGUAACUAAUUAGACUAGACUCUUGGGGAUCAACUUGUGUUGCUCAGUUUAGAAUUCGAUGCAGUGAUACUGUCAUCAGACAGGAUGAUUAAGAUGAGGAGUCGAAGAGGAAAGGAGUAAAGUAAAUUUCAGAUUAAUCAAAAGUUAUGCAAUGGAUCGUAACGAAAGCUGCUUCCACGAUAACGGAUACUUUUCUCCUUUCGGAGGUCAAGAAAGACCCGGUCGAUUGCGUUGAAAUUUCGCAACCGGGAAUUUUCAACGAAAUCAAUGAUCCACGAUAUUGCAAAUCGUGAUUGUGCAAAUCACAUCGAGUGGAUUCUGGAGAAAUUGGGAAAUAUUGGGCCCGGAUUUCAUUCCCAUUGUAUCAUCGAACGUUAGGAAACCCACGCACGAUACUCUACUAGUUCUUUAGCUCACGGAACUAUUGCAAAUUCAACUGAAUCCUGUUAGACUAAGGCGGAUCUAAGAUAUUCUCUAUAUUUGUUUCUGUAUUCGAGAAACGUGCUAAAAGAGAAUUUAUGGAAUACAGGUUACUCGUGGAUGGACUAUAAGAUGCUUUUUAAGGGUAUUCCUUAAAGAUCACACUAGAAGACAUAAAUAUAUUUUCAACAAAACCUGCAAGCAAAAUAGAGAUAAUUAAAAUCUCAAAUGAAAACUUAAGAAGCAUCGGCUGUUCCACUCUUCUUCUGGGAGUGACUGUCAGGGAGGAUGAAGGAAAUUACCAAAAAAAAAACCAAGAAGGGAGCAGGGACUAGAAUUAGGUUCCUGUCUCGGAGAAGUUAGGUAACAGCACGUUGCCGCAGAGUUGAUUCCAAGUGGUUGGUUCAGUCUGGCAGUGGUACUCGAGCGAACACCAUCGUUUUCAUUUCGCGCGACUCGCGUCAAUCGCAGGAUGUCAAAAGACGCCGAUCCAAGGACUAGGUGAACUUCAGUGAAUAUCGGUGAUGUGAUUACUAGCAGGCAGACCAUCAUCAUGUUCACCAUGAAAUCCUCAUUCACUUUACGAGACUUGCUAGUGGUCAUUUGGUUCACGUCGAUGGUUCAACUUCGCGCGAGGUCAGCGAUAAUGCCUCCACCAUGGGCUGACCCGUCGAGCAAUCCCUGCGCCGCACAACCACGUGGUUGGCAAUUGUUAUUUUGGCCGCCGGAUGGAAAGUGUUACAAAAUAUUCCAGAUCGGGCCACCGUGUCCAGAAACGAUGGAACUAGGUCCUGCAGCAGGUGGAGGUGGAACUGUGGCAGAAUGCAGAUGCCCUCCAGGGACUGCACAAUCCCCUAGAGAUGCUCUUUGCCAUCCAAUAUAUACCAGAGCAUCUUGUCCAAGCGGACAGUUCUUUGAACCUGUACCAGAGACUUCUGGGAAGUCCAGAUGGGGCGUCUGCCGUGAGCCAGAGCCAUGCACAGAGAAAGGAGAAGUGUACUGGCCUAGAGAUGGCAAGUGUUAUCCUAAAUUUAGCAAGGGACCAUGUCCAAAAGGAGAAAUUCUUGCUACGGACGAAGAUGGAUUGACUAUAUGUUCCUGCUCUACAACUGGUGAAUUGGGAAGAUAUCACUGGCCUGGGAGUAUAGGUGGCUGUCACGAGCACUAUACCAAAGGUCCCUGUACAGAACCUGGAGAAUUAUUCUUGCCUGGUGGUUCGUGUGGUUGUCACUCUAGGUUACCCCAUUAUCAUGAACCAACUAGAAUGUGCUAUCAAUUAGGUGGUAUUGGUCCAUGUCUCAAAGGGCACUAUUAUGUUGUAACAAACUCAGCAUCCAAUGAAGAUACAGUUCGGGCCAGUUGCGUGUGCAAGCCAGGUCAUGUUCUCUAUAAAAAUGGAUUUUGUUAUAGACUCUAUACAAGAGGACCUUGUGAACCUGGUUACAUGUUGAUGAAUUCGACGGGUUGCGCUCCUGUACCUUGCAAACGUGGAAGAUUGUACAUUCCACAAGAAAAAACAUGUUAUAAAAUAGGAACUAGAGGGCCAUGCCCUAAUGGACAGAUCGUUCUAUACGAUUAUAAUGUACGACCAUCUAUUGAUGGAAUUAGUUACAAUGGCAUGUGUGGAUGCACCAACAUAUUCAAAGACUCUGAAAAAUGUUCUGAAGAGAGUAACGAUAGCUGUGAAUCUACACCAGGAAUGGUAGAAAUAAACAAAACUUGUUAUAAGUUGUACACUCAAGGUCCAUGCACGGCAGGAGAAUGGUUGGUUGCACGAAGAAUGCCAAAACCAACAUUGUGGGAAAGUAAAGAAUCAGAACCUAGAGCUCGAUGCGAAUGCAGGCCUGGGUACAAAAGAAUCACAGAAAAUUCAGAAAUUUCUGAAUUAGAAAAUAAUAAUCUCCUCUCACCAGGUAGUUGUCAGCCACCUACGGUGAGCUUAGCAAAAUUUCUUAACGAAAACGUGAAGUCGAUAAAUCUUUCGGUAAGAGAAAUUGAACUACCAGUACAUUAGUGAUAAAAAUGAACUGCGACACGCAGAAGCUGUGUGUAAAUUUUUAAGUAAUAUAUGUAAAUAGUAUUGUACAAAUGUCACGCGUGAAAUAGUUGUAAUAUCUCCGCCUAAAUUUUCUAAGAAUUUUUAUUUAUUUAACGACUUAAGGCUAUGAAAUUUUUCAUUUUACCGAUUAAAUUUGACCAUUGUUACUAGAAACGUCUUGUAAAUAUAUAAUUUAUAGGAACAUUUUUUAGAUAUAAAUCUUUUAGAGA
This is a messenger RNA of Osmia bicornis bicornis, 4379 nucleotides long. RefSeq lists its product as uncharacterized. Lineage: Eukaryota; Metazoa; Arthropoda; Insecta; Hymenoptera; Megachilidae. The coding region runs from base 2665 to 4125 and encodes 486 amino acids. The transcript is spliced from 10 exons. The record is from RefSeq and is a predicted model, not a curated record.